Messenger RNA from Stereum hirsutum FP-91666 SS1, 831 nucleotides. Its product is annotated as NAD-P-binding protein. Gene Ontology annotation, molecular function: oxidoreductase activity. Bases 1 to 831 code for a protein of 276 amino acids. The transcript is spliced from 5 exons. Lineage: Eukaryota; Fungi; Basidiomycota; Agaricomycetes; Russulales; Stereaceae. The record is from RefSeq and is a predicted model, not a curated record.
AUGAGCUCUCUUGAAGUUCAGUCUUUGUUCAAUGUCAAGGGUAAGGUCGUACUGGUCACCGGAGGAAGCAGGGGCAUUGGAAAGAUGAUAGCUACGGGCUUCGUGAUGAAUGGCGCUCGGGUCUACAUCUCUUCGCGAUCCUCGAAAGACUGCGAUGCUACGGCCGCUGAACUGAACGCGCUUGGCCACGGAUCAUGUAUACCUUUGCCUGCGGACAUACAAAAGGUCUCCGAAGUCGAGAGACUGGUCGCGGAACUCUCGAAGAGAGAGAAGGUUCUGCAUGUGCUUGUCAAUAACGCAGGCGCUGCUUGGGGAGACGGUAUCGACCAAUAUCCUGACGCUGCGUUCACGAAACUGUUGACGUUGAACCUUCAGCGCGUGUUCACGCUCUCGCAGAAAUGUCUUCCUCUACUCCGAGCUGCUGCUGAACAAGGUGGAAAGCAGGAGCUGCACUACGAAGAUCCAGGACGGAUUAUAAACAUUGGUUCUGUAGAAGGUCUCGGUGUGCCGAACCAUGAGACGUAUGCGUAUUCAGCAUCGAAGGCUGGUUUGCACCAUCUCAGUCGUCAUUUAGCUGGCCGGUUAGGACAUCAAGGGAUUACGAGCAAUACUAUUGCUUGUGGUCCAUUCGAGAGCAAGAUGAUGGCCCACACUCUGGCAACGGCGAAGGAUAUCAUCGUCGACCAAAUACCACUUUCGCGCAUCGGCUCACCAGAAGAUGUAGCGGGCACUGCACUCUUCUUGUCGUCAAGAGCAGGGGCUUAUGUGAACGGAGCCACAAUCACCGUCGACGGAGGCUCGUUGGUAUACAUGUCGACUGCGAAGCUCUGA